CCUCCUGUCGCGACAUGGCUGCCCCCGGCCCCACCGGGCGCCCCCGGUCCCCAGCGCGGCGCAGGCUCGCGGCAGAUGGGCCCCGGCGUCCGCCGUCCUGGCCCUACGCAGCCCCCUCCUCCUGCUGUUCCAGCUCCUUCCUCCGCGCCCUUAGGCGUCGCCCGGGGUCCUCCUGCGACCCCGGCCCCGCGUGGCGUCCGCGUCUGGCCCCGCAGGCUGCGAGGUGCCGCCCCCUCCGCGUCGGCUCCUCGUCGUGUGGAUACGGGCUCCCCGGGGCUCAGGCGCCCGCCCUCCCGCAGCCGUCCCUUCUGCGGGAGGUGGCCUCUGGGCGGGCCUGCGAGCUCCUCAGGACUGGCACCUUUGUGCGAGGUGGGGUCACCUCUCCCAGGGCCGCUUCCCCCCAGCGCGGGUGCCACCUCUCCUCUCCGGGGAUGUGGUGGGGAUGACCCCCUGGAUUGAGGACUCUGCUUCUUCAGUUGGAGCCUCAGUCAGAGUUUGCACUGCUUCGUACGCAGCUCUUCCUCAUAGUAAAACGCCCCGGUGGUCUGAGGCUGCCGCAGCCCCGGCCUUCCCUUUCCGGAGGAGUCAGAACUGGCUCCAGUGUCACCCUUCCGGGGGAGUCGGACUGGCCCCAGUGUCACCCCUCCGGGGUAAUCAAGACUAGCCCCAGUGUCACCCUUCUUGGAGCAGUCAGGACUGGCCCCAGUGUCAUCUGCUUUAGGCCCUAGCUCUUACUCUGGGUGUCAGCCUCUGGCUUUGUGUCUGGGAGCGAUCCUGGAUCCAGACCAUCUACCUCUGGUGUCACUCUCCCCAUGUGUCGGUGGGGGAGUGCUGUUUACCUCCCCUGGGUCUCAGGUGGUCCUGUCUCAAUGACAUCUCGGAAGUUCCCACUUUGUCUGUGUUAAGGACCUCCUGUUGUGGGCGGUGCAAACUCUCCUUCUAAGUAGUACCGGUCUUUCAGUUCAGGGGCUGCCACCUCCCCCAAGAUUAGUUAAUGCUCCUGUCCUUUUGGUACUGUUUUUUUUUUUUUUUGACACCUUUUUCCAUUACCCUCACCAUAGAGGCUGUCACUUCCCUGGUCUGAGGCUUCUAUCCCCAUUCACAUCAGUUCUUAUUAUUGAGAUGCACUCUUCCCAGGAGGCAGGAGCCCCCUUAGGUAUCUAUGUCAAGUGUCUUGCUGUGUCAGGUUCCUCGCUGCGGCCGCAUAACUGCCAGCACUAAAGAGACCUCUUGGUGCCCACAGUAGUGAGUCAGGGGUCGCACCCACCUUAUAGGAACCCCCAGGAGGCUGAGCCUCCCAGGGCCAAGGUUCCUGUGCUCUGAGGCAAGGGCUGUGGGGCCGUGCUGUGCUCUCUCCUGAGUAAGGAACCUUCUUUGGAGUUUGGUGCCGGCCCCUGUAUGUGUAUCCCUCUUGUAAGACUGAGACCCCCUCAGGUGUGGGUGCCUGGGGCUAGUGCUUCUGCCCCCUGGUGAUAUCUUAGUCCAGGAAUGAGGCCUCUGCCCGGCCCCUGAGGCACAGACUCCUUGCUGUUGGGUGGGAGGCACCUGAGACUUGAAGGAGAGACCCCGCUAUUGUCACCUUCCCUAAGGCUAAAGGCUCCUGUGCUGUGCCUUUUUUGAGGUGGGGUUCUCAGUGCCCCACUCCUGGUGUGGGCCUCCCAGUGGAGAGAGGGCUACCUAUGCCCCAGGACCUACCACAGCCACCUUCCGGAGGCAUAGGUCCUGUGUGGCAGUGGCAGCGGCCCCCCAGGCUAGUGUUGCCUUCCACUUCUCACCAGCGGUGCAUGGUCUCUCCAUGUGGGCAUGUGACAGCCCCAGGAUUAAGGGCCGCUUGGCCUAUGUUCCCCGAGACUUGGCCUCCUGCCCUUCUCACCAGGUCUCACUGGUUUGGACCCUCAUUUCAUGACUGUGGGCUCCUGUGAGUCAGGCGCACUGCUCACCUCCUUCCCCCACCCCCUUGCCCUCAGCCCAGUGUGGACUCCUUCUUUGUGGGGUGUGCCUUCUUUCUGGACAGGGGACUUCUUGCGGUUAAGUCUCCUGGACCAAGGCUCCCAGACAGUGAGAUCCCUCAUGGUGAGAUGCAGGCUCUAUUGUGUCUUAGCUGCCUACCUGUCUGGGCGUGGGCCCAUGGCCAUGGUCCCCUACUUCCCCCUCCCCACCCCCCAGGGUCUCAGCAGGGUUCUUCUGUUGUGGUAUCUCUACUUCAAGACUCAAACUCUAGCUCCCUUUUCCUCUGGUCCUUUGCUGGGGGAUCUAAGGUGCAGCCCUCUCUCCCUCUCAACUGGGUUUUUCUGUGGAGGGUGUUGCCGCCUCUGCAGCCAAGGCUUCUACCUACCACAGUGCCCAGCUUCUCAGGUGCAAGUACCUCGGGCCACCCACCCUUCUCUGGAGAAGCUGCCUCUCGGGUCAGAUGUGCCCUCCCCAGGCUAGGGCUCUCGUUCCCUUGGUGCCUCACUUCCAACUCCUUCAGGACUGCCAGGCUGUCUCUCUGGGGGUAUCAACUACUCCCCUGGGCCAGGCUUCUCGACCUCUCAGUGUAGGGACUUGGAGAGGGCAUCCCGUCCUUAAGGAGUACAGUGCCUUGUUUAGAUCUGUAAACUGGGCAUCCUCUCCCUCUUGGCUGGAGCCCCUGCCCCUGCUUUGGGCUCCUGGGGUGGAGGCAGGGAGCACACGCUGUUGUGUAGUGUCCCUGUUCCGCCACCCCACCCUAGGCAGUAAGGGGCCUUUUCUGGAUCAGGGUGUUGGAGCUAAGACUUAUCCCUGCAACCUCAAUAUUAAGGGCUGGGCCCUGGUGUGCACACUUGGUGGCGUGAGUCCCCUCUUUGCAGCCAUCUCCCGGGGCUCUUUCUGCCCACUCCAUCUUGCUAGAGCUAGGAUAUCCCUUAGGUUGGCCUUGGGCCCCACUGGUGUGUCAGCUUCCCCUGGGCUGAGGGUGCUGCCAGUUCUCCUGCUUGGCCCUUUGCAGAGGUUUAUGCUCCCUCAAACCUAAUUUAGGGUGCCAUACCUUCUGUCACUGUGUGGAAUGUGUCCUUGUGGAGGGGCUAGCACAGCCUCUCUGAGAUUAGGGAACCUACCCCACCUCUAUGUGCUUCCGGUUCAGUGUGCUCUCUGGUAUACUGUCCCACCCAUAGCUGCUGGCCAUGCAUGAUUUAAAUUUCAGCUAGUGAAAAUACAAAGGAAAAAUUCCAUUCUUCCAUUGCCCUAGCCACAUCUCAAGUGUUCAGUGUCACAGAUAGCCCAGAAACAACAUUUCUGUCAUUGCAGACAGUUCUGUGAGAUAGGACUGUUCCUGAGACGUGCCCUCCGCAUGGGUGGGGACCCUGUCGGCACAACUCCUCUUAGAUUGAGGUUCAGUCCCCGCUGUAGGGCUCCUGCUGAUUGGCCUGUGCAGUGGGAGCCCCGAUCAGGGCUGUGCCUUCCAGCAGGCGUCCUGACCCUCUCUUCCAGAGCUGUGCCACCUCUGGUCUCAAUGUCGGGCCCUAAGGUUCAGCCUCUCCCGGACAAAACUCCUGGUGACUCAGUCACCUCUGAGUUGCAUAUAACCUCCCUCUGGGUGAAGAGGCUCCUCUCUCAGUGUUUUGGGCACUUGCCCUGCCAGUCUAUUUCCCUGAGUCUAUGUUACUGGCACUUUGUCACGUAAUUUCUUUGUGUGUGCAGAUAGCUCCCUCACAGCAAAGGUCUCCUACCCUGUCACCCUCCUUAGUCUCCCCCACACCCCUCUCUGCUCCCAAGCCUCCACUCUCUCAGGCUUAAAAGAGUUACCUCCUUUGGUUUAAGGAUUCUGCUCUGGGAUAAAUGUCUCCUUGUCCUAAGGGUCUCUUCUACUUGGGACCCAGCCCUGUUGGUGUGGGUAGUUUUGGCUCUUUGUGGUUCCAGCUGCCUCUCAGGUCAGGUGCGCCCUGUCCCCGACCUCCCCCCAUCCCUUAUAGCUCAUACACGUACAAUAUCAGGCCCUUGUCUGUGAGGUGCAUCUGCUCUGUCUCUUGACUCAACUAAGGGGUAACCUCUCCUGGUAUUCGGAUUUAGUCACCUGUAUCCCCGAGCCCUCAGUGGGAAGGGAGGUCUCCGGGUCUCAUGCCUUCAUCCCUGGCAGUCAGCUGUGUGCUGCGUGACUUCUUCCUAUUCUGGAAAAUCCUUUUUUGAAUGUCAUCUGGGGAGAAGGUGCUCCAUGCUCUAGGAAUUGUCCAUUUCCUGGGUCAAAGGUAUAUGAGUGUAUAUGUUUCUCAGUUCAGCAAUCUUCCAGAAUGUUCUUGUGCCAAGGUCAGGUCUUUGUCUUCAGGUAGUAAAUGGGUCUUCCCUUUAUCGUCCUGUGCACCCCACUGUUCCAGCCUCAUCCAUGUCUCUGGGUUGGGCAGCCACGGAAUAAACGUGCAUUCCUUCCCGCUCCCCCAGCAGCCUCCGUCUCCAGGAGAGUAUGAAGAGAGCGCAUCUGUAGGGCAGGGAAGAUGGCGGACAAGCGCAAACUCCAAGGUGAGAUUGAUCGCUGCCUCAAGAAAGUGUCCGAGGGUGUCGAGCAGUUCGAAGAUAUUUGGCAGAAGCUCCACAAUGCUGCCAACGCGAACCAGAAGGAAAAGUAUGAGGCUGACCUGAAGAAGGAGAUUAAGAAGCUUCAACGGCUGAGGGACCAGAUCAAGACAUGGGUGGCUUCCAACGAGAUCAAGGAUAAGAGGCAGCUCAUAGAUAACCGCAAGCUCAUUGAGACGGUAGGAGCCCAGAGCCUGGUUGUGGAGCGAGAGACCAAAACCAAAGCCUACAGCAAGGAGGGCCUGGGCCUGGCACAGAAGGUGGACCCUGCCCAGAAGGAGAAGGAGGAGGUUGGCCAGUGGCUCACGACCACCAUCGACACCCUGAACAUGCAGGUGGACCAGUUUGAGAGUGAAGUGGAAUCUCUGUCGGUGCAGACGCGCAAGAAGAAGGGCGACAAGGACAAGCAGGACCGGAUCGAGGGCCUGAAGCGGCACAUUGAGAAGCAUCGCUACCAUGUGCGCAUGCUAGAGACCAUCCUACGCAUGCUGGACAAUGACUCCAUCCUGGUGGACGCCAUCCGCAAGAUCAAGGACGACGUUGAGUACUACGUCGACUCCUCCCAGGACCCCGACUUUGAGGAGAAUGAGUUUCUCUACGACGACCUGGACCUCGAGGACAUUCCACAGGCGCUGGCCGCCACCUCCCCUCCCAGCCACAGUCACAUGGAGGACGAGGUCUUCAACCAGUCAAGCAGCACGCCCACCUCCACCACCUCCAGCUCACCCAUCCCGCCCAGCCCGGCCAACUGCACCACGGAAAACUCUGAAGAUGACAAGAAGAGAGGGCGCUCAACAGAUAGUGAAGUCAGCCAGUCUCCCGCCAAAAAUGGCUCCAAGCCCGUCCACAGCAGCCAGCACCCUCAGUCCCCAGCUGUGCCGCCCAGCUACCCACCUGGCCCCCUGCCUGCUGCCUCUGCCCUGAGCACCACCUCUGGCAAUAAUGGGGCCCCUGCCCCGGCAGCACCCCCAAGUGCCCUGGGCCCCAAGGCCAGCCCAGCUCCCAGCCACAACUCGGGCACCCCAGCUCCCUACGCCCAGGCUGUGGCCCCACCAGCCCCCAGUGGGCCCAGUGCUGCCCAGCCUCGGCCUCCCAGCGUCCAGCCCGGCGGGGGAGGUGGUGCAGGCAGCAACAGCAGUAACAGCAGUGGAGGUGGAGGUGCCAGCAAGCAGAACGGUGCCACCAGUUACAGCUCAGUCGUGGCAGACAGCCCGGCAGAGGUGGCUCUCAGCAGCAGUGGGGGCAACAACGCUAGCAGCCAGGCUCUGGGACCCCCAUCUGGCCCCCACAACCCACCCCCCAGCACCUCGAAGGAACCCACUGCAGCUGCCCCAGCAAGUGCUGGAGGUGUGACUCCAGGCUCAGGGAACAACGCCGGGGGACCCAGCCUCCUGGUGCCACUUCCUGUGAACCCUCCCAGCUCCCCGACGCCCAGCUUCAGUGAAGCCAAGGCAGGUGGUGCCCUGCUCAAUGGACCCCCGCAGUUCAGCACUGCCCCGGAAAUCAAGGCCCCUGAGCCUCUGAGCUCUCUGAAGUCCAUGGCAGAGCGAGCAGCCAUCAGCUCCGGCAUUGAGGAUCCAGUGCCAACGCUGCACCUGACCGAGAGAGACAUCAUCAUCAGCAACACAUCAGCCCCUCCAGCCUCGGCCCAACCGCCCCUGCAGCUAUCGGAGGUGAACAUACCAUUGUCACUGGGGGUGUGUCCGCUGGGGCCGGUGCCUCUCACCAAGGAGCAGCUCUACCAGCAGGCCAUGGAAGAGGCCGCCUGGCACCACAUGCCUCACCCCUCAGACUCUGAGCGCAUCAGGCAGUACCUGCCCCGGAACCCCUGCCCGACGCCCCCCUACCACCACCAGAUGCCUCCCCCGCACUCAGACACUGUGGAGUUCUACCAGCGCCUGUCCACCGAGACCCUCUUCUUCAUCUUCUACUAUCUGGAGGGCACUAAGGCGCAGUACCUUGCGGCCAAGGCACUGAAGAAGCAGUCGUGGCGGUUCCACACCAAGUAUAUGAUGUGGUUCCAGAGGCACGAGGAGCCCAAGACCAUCACUGACGAGUUCGAGCAGGGCACCUACAUCUACUUUGACUACGAGAAGUGGGGCCAGCGGAAGAAGGAAGGCUUCACCUUUGAGUACCGCUACCUGGAGGACCGGGACCUCCAGUGACACUAGCCCCUCCCUCCCCACCCCUCCCCCCCGCAUGCUGAUCCCCUGCCCAGGUGGGGGCCCUGCCCUGGAAGAUGGGGAAGCCCCAGGCCACAGGGCAGCCCCCUCCCCCAGGAAGCAGGGAAGGGGCUGGGAGGUUUUCUCUUCCUCUCAGCUCCACCCUAGGGGCCCCAGGGGCAAGGGCUGCCCCCUCCUCCCCUCCCCAGUGAGGGACAUUUUUUGGUAAACCUAUUUUCAUUUUGGAAAAUAUUUAUGAAUAAAUAGUUUUAUAUGA
Messenger RNA from Pteropus alecto (black flying fox), 6963 nucleotides. RefSeq names its product CCR4-NOT transcription complex subunit 3 (gene CNOT3). The transcript has 17 exons. Bases 4446 to 6689 code for a protein of 747 amino acids. Gene Ontology annotation, biological process: regulation of DNA-templated transcription; regulation of stem cell population maintenance; nuclear-transcribed mRNA poly(A) tail shortening. NCBI's taxonomy places the organism in Eukaryota, Metazoa, Chordata, Mammalia, Chiroptera, Pteropodidae. The record is from RefSeq and is a predicted model, not a curated record. Gene Ontology annotation, cellular component: CCR4-NOT core complex; nucleus; P-body.